AUGCCUUCACGCUCUGUGUCGGCCGCUUGAUGUCGUAUAAAGCACCGGGUGUAAUGUCUGUCGGGCUCCAGGGCCUCAUACAAGGUCUUUCUCCCCUCUUCGGACAGAGUCUUGCGACAUGGUGGCCACAGGCUUCUUCCUCGCUUCGCUCUUCGCGACUGCCCUCGGCAACCCGCUCGGUCGUCGCGCCAUGACGGUGCACGAAAGCCGCAGCGAGGUCCCCGAUGGUUUCGCCCAGCAGGGUCCCGCAUCUCCGGACACUGUGCUGAACCUGCGCAUUGCGCUCACGCAGUCUAACCCCCAGGGUCUGACUGACGCGCUCAUGGAGGUCAGCACUCCGGGCAACGCCCUUUACCAACAGUUCCUCAGCAAGGAGGAGGUCGAGGCAUUCGUCGCACCCACCCAGGAGACGUCGGACGCCGUCACCUCCUUCCUUAAGGAGAACGGCAUCACCGCGUCGACGAUCUCCCCCGCAGGCGACUGGCUCGGCUUCCAGACGACUGUCAGCAAGGCUAACGAGCUGUUCGAUGCUGACUUCCAGGUUUUCAAGCACCAGGAGACCGGCAGCGAGAGCAUCGUCACAAUGGCAUACUCUGUUCCGUCGGACCUCGCCCAGCACAUCGACCUGGUUCAUCCGACCAUCUCCUUCAAUAACCCCUUCGGUCGCCUGCCCCUGGCGUCUGUUCCGCUGAAGAGCCGUGCUCAACCUGGUAACUUGUCGUCGGAUGCCAUCCCGGAAAGCUGCACCAGCACCGUUACGCCCGCAUGUGUGCAGGAUCUGUAUGGUGUCCCAACCACCCCGGCCACUGUGAAGACCAACACUCUCGGCGUUGCGGGAUACAUUGAGCAGUUUGCUAACGAAGCAGAUCUGACGACUUUCCUCACUAACCUGCGUCCCGACAUCAGCCCCGCUACUACGUUCACGCUCCAGACUCUCGAUGGCGGUACCAACACUCAGACUGAAGCCGACGCUGGAAUCGAAGCUGACCUUGAUACUCAAUAUACCAUUGGUAUCGCUACCGACGUUCCCGUCUUCUUCAUCUCCGCUGGAGAGGAUAAUCACGACAAUCUCGGUGGUUUCCUCGACUGGGCCAACUUCGUGCUCGGCCAGACCAGCCCUCCACAGGUGCUUACCACCAGCUACGGCCAGAACGAGGACACUGUUUCGGCUAAGCUUGCCAACUCGCUGUGCAAUGCUUACCAGCAGCUCGGUGCUCGUGGCUCCUCUGUUCUGUUCUCGUCAGGUGACGGUGGUGUCGGCGGUUCUCAGUCCACCCGCUGCACCAACUUCCUGGCUACCUUCCCAUCAGGCUGCCCAUUCAUGACCUCGGUCGGCGCCACGCUCGUCGACGCCACGACGGGCUCCCCCGAGACAUCCGCGAGCUUCUCCUCCGGUGGCUUCUCGAACAUCUUCGCGCAGCCGAGCUUCCAGUCCGCGGCGGUGAGCGCGUACCUCACGAAGCUCGGCAACACAAACGCGGGCAAGUUCAACCGCUCGGGACGUGCAUUCCCCGACGUCGCGGCCGUGGGCGAGAACGUCGAGAUCGUUUUUCAGCAGGAGGGGGAACUCGUGGCCGGCACGAGCUGCUCGAGCCCGAUCUUCGCGAGCAUCGUCUCGCUCAUCAAUGACCGGCUCGCGGCGCAGGGCAAGGGCCCCCUCGGCUUCCUCAACCCGUUCCUGUACGGCGCCGCCGCGUCGACGUUCACCGACAUCACGACCGGCGACAACCCCGGCUGCAACACCAAUGGCUUCCCCGCUGAGGCGGGAUGGGACCCGGUCACUGGUCUCGGAACGCCCAACUUUGCUGCGCUGCUCCAGGCUGCGGAGACUGCUGCAGGCCUUUAGAUGAGGAUGUUGUCACGAACCUGUCACGAAGGAGUGAAAAGAACGAACCCAAUUGUAAUUUACUAGUACAUACACGGUAUGCAACACGAGUGUAUAUGUUCGACGAUCAAGCCGGCCGGACCGCUUUUCUCAUAACUCCAGCAUAAAAUCGGGCAUAUUACGAGAGUAGUGAUAAAUGGCAAGCGUUCUGACAUGCUUGGUGAUGAACGAUGCCGUUGGUCGACUUGAGACAUCGUGCUCAUCUUCACGGCGGAUGACGAUGUACUUCUCGGCCUGACAAGGCAUAUUCAAAGACUCCGCAGCGGCGACAGUGUCAGCGAGGCUUUCGAUGGUCAACUAAGCAAGUGCGAGCUCCAGGUGCUUGCGGUAGGAGCGCAGAUCGCUUGGAGUACUCAAACAAUCGAUUGUUGUUCGAGGCGUCGGCCCGAAGUGGUCAUACACCAUCUGAACAUCACUGGCGGUGGCGUUGGGCAUUUGGAUUUCCGCCCACUGACAAAUCUCCUCUCGCGCCCAAGGAUCCAUCACGAUCUCAGUACAUGCGUGCGUCUUCUCCAGGCUCUUCCAGCGGCGACGCU
This is a messenger RNA of Phanerochaete carnosa HHB-10118-sp, 2421 nucleotides long. RefSeq lists its product as uncharacterized. The transcript has 9 exons. Lineage: Eukaryota; Fungi; Basidiomycota; Agaricomycetes; Polyporales; Phanerochaetaceae. Gene Ontology annotation, biological process: proteolysis. Bases 119 to 1846 code for a protein of 575 amino acids. Gene Ontology annotation, molecular function: serine-type endopeptidase activity; tripeptidyl-peptidase activity. The record is from RefSeq and is a predicted model, not a curated record.